Molecule: messenger RNA, 1350 nt
Organism: Penicillium odoratum
Lineage: Eukaryota; Fungi; Ascomycota; Eurotiomycetes; Eurotiales; Aspergillaceae
Product: metal-dependent hydrolase family protein
Exons: 1
Coding region: 1-1350 (449 amino acids)
Molecular function (GO): hydrolase activity, acting on carbon-nitrogen (but not peptide) bonds
Source: RefSeq, a predicted model, not a curated record
AUGUCCGACAAUCCUCCCGUACCGGGCUCUGACAUCAAGCCGUGGUCCCGCCCGGAUCCGCAGGGAUAUUUAUUCAAAAAUGCCAACGUCGUGGACGUGAAGGCGGGGACCAUAAUCGAAAAUGCCAAUGUGAUCACACACAAUGGCAAAAUUCAAUGCGUUUCCUCAUCACUCCCUGAGCCACUACCGGUCAAUCUCACGGUUGUCGAUUGCGAAGGUCGAUAUCUAUGCCCGGGACUAUUCGAUGCGCACGUUCAUUUAUGCGCCGUGCCUGGAUUCAAUGACCUAUCCAAAGCCUUUGGAAACCCGAACGAUGUCCAUUUGCUGCGACAGCCAUACACCGCAGCCCAGAUGCUUCACCGAGGCUUCACCAGUAUCCGCGACUGCGGUGGCGCCCAGCUUGCGCUAAAGGAGGCCAUUGAAGAGGGCGUCUUUCCCGGGCCUCGUGUGUUUAUCUCAGGCCACGCUCUUUCCCAAUUUGGUGGCCACGGCGAUCUCCGCUCGGCGCAUGAACAAACCGGGUGCUGUGGUGGCACCCACAAUAACAACCACCUGGGCCGCAUGUGUAACGGUGUCCCCGAGUGCAUGGCUGCCGUGCGCGAAGAGAUCCGGUGUGGAGCCGAUUUUAUCAAGAUCAUGGGUUCGGGUGGUGUGGCAAGUCCGACGGAUCGUCUGGAGCACCUCCAGUUCACGGGAUCCGAGAUCCAAGCUAUGGUCGAAUGCGCUAACAAUGCCGGUACGUUUGUUACGGCGCACGCGUACACGGUCAAGGCUAUUCGGCACUGCAUUGAAAAUGGAGUCAAAGGGAUUGAGCAUGGCAACUUUUUGGAUGCGCCAACUGCCAAGAUGAUGGCUCACAAGGGUGUUUAUCUGACUCCGACACUGAUCACCUAUGCUCAGAUGGCGUCGGAGCGCUGGAAGGGAUACUUGCCGACUGAGUCACAGUCGAAGAACUUACAGGUGCUUAAGUCUGGGCUUGAGGCUCUGAAAAUUGCAUCUGAGGCUGGGGUCACGAUGUGCUAUGGCUCCGACCUGCUCGGCCCACUGGGUUCUGCUCAGACUCACGAGUUUGCUUUGCGGUCACAGGUAUUGAAGCCCGUCGAGGUGUUACGCAGUGCCACAGUUAAUCCUGCAAAGAUGAUGGGCUGGGAGGACGCGAUUGGGCAGAUUAAAGAAGGCUUCCAUGCGGAUGUUGUUGUUCUGAACAAGAACCCGCUCCAGGAUGUCACCAUUUUCGAUCAGCCCGAGGAGCACGUUUUGGCUGUUAUGAAAGAUGGUCGUGUCUACAAGAGUCGCUGGUCUAUACUUCCUGAAGAUUCUGAGAUCCCUGUCAGAGUCAAAUACAACUAA